This is a messenger RNA of Vitis riparia (riverbank grape), 1560 nucleotides long. Its product is annotated as protein JINGUBANG. The record is from RefSeq and is a predicted model, not a curated record. The coding region runs from base 73 to 1371 and encodes 432 amino acids. Lineage: Eukaryota; Viridiplantae; Streptophyta; Magnoliopsida; Vitales; Vitaceae. The transcript has a single exon. Gene Ontology annotation, molecular function: protein binding.
UUCUCCUUCGGUAUCUAUAUAAAUACACACGCUCACUCUUUCUUCGUCUCUCCCUCUCAAUGCUAUGGCGGCAUGAGGGUCCGAUCAUGUCUACCCGCCUGGACCUCCACUGCCGAUGACUCUGUGAUUUCUCUUCCAGAAAUCCAAAAAUCGUUCCCCAAACUCUUCGCCUCCGAUAAUAGCAGGUCCCCUGAAAUGUUGGGCAGCUUGUCGACCUCCGGAGAGACCAGCUGCGAUAGUGGCCUCCAAAGCAGUCUUUCUCUCCAAACUCUGCCAUCUGUUCCCUCACUCCAAAAACUCUCACCCGAAGCCCUAAACCUCUCCGUCUCUCACCUCUGCGUCGCCACUCUUAAGCCCCGCCCUGUCCACAUCGGUUGCCUUGCCGUCUCCGCCGACAGCCUCUAUGCAGCUUCCGGCAAUCAAAUCCACGUCUUCGAUUUGAAAAACUACGCUCACUUGGAUACAUUUAACACUGAUGAUUCCUCUUCUGGCUCAGUGAAGUCCCUUGCUUUCUGCGACGGAAAAAUUUUCACUUCUCACCAGAACGGCAAGAUCCGAGUCUGGCAAAUGACCAUCAGUAAACGGCACCAGCUAGUGGCCACUCUCCCCACUGUUAAUGACCGGUUACGACACUUCAUGCUUCCGAAGAACUACGUAAGUGUCCGACGUCACAAGAAACGGCUCUGGAUUGAUCACGCUGACGCCGUUUCCGGCCUUUCUGUUUCAGACGGUUUCAUCUGUUCCGUUUCUUGGGACAAGUGCUUCAAGAUAUGGCGAGCCUCCGAUCUCCGCUGCCUGGAGUCUGUCAAGGCGCACCAAGACGCCGUUAACGCCGUCGCCAUCUCCGGUAACGGAAUUAUAUACACAGGAUCCGCAGAUUGCCGGAUUAAGGUCUGGGCCAAAGCGUCAGGGGAGAAACGGCACACUGUGGUAGCCACCCUAGAGAAGCACAAAUCGGCCGUCAAUGCUUUAGCAUUGACCGUCGACGGUUCGAUCCUAUUUUCGGGGGCUUGUGACCGUUCCAUUCUGGUGUGGGAGAGGGAAGACAGCGCGAAUCACAUGGUGGUUACGGGGGCGUUGAGAGGGCACAGUAAGGCCAUAUUGUGCUUGAUCAGCGUCUCUGAUCUGCUCUUGAGUGGAUCAGCUGAUCGAACGGUCAGAAUAUGGCAACAUGGAAGUGACGGACGUUACUGUUGCCUGAGCGUUUUGGAAGGACACGAGAAACCUGUGAAGGCGUUGGUGGCGGUUUCCGAUGGGGAAUCGAAGGUCGCCGGUGCAAUCAGGGUAUUCAGUGGCAGCCUUGACGGUGAGAUUAAGGUGUGGCAGGUAUCCGUUUCUAGUCACCAUGGUCCCUUGACCCCGAUUUUCUGAAUCGAAAUAAUUUUAUAAAAUAAUGAUAAUUAUGACUUGGAGGGCGUUGAUUGGUUGGUUAAUUUUAUUAUAAAUCCAUGUAUAAUUAAUUAGUCUCAUUUUUGUUGUGAAGCAUUUAACAAAUAAUGACAAUAGAUGAGUUGGCCAACCAUUGUCACCGAAUCAAUUCAUUGUAACCAUUUCACAUCA